ACUGCCUGUUAAAAGGCAGAAACCUAGGACAGAUCCUCCGGCUCUAGGUGGGUGGUCGUCUGUCUCGACCAGUUGGGGUGAGAGAGAGAGAGAGAGAGGCAGAGAGAGAGAGAGCGAGAGACAGACAGACAGACAGACAGACAGACAGGUGCACAGCAACAACAGUAUUGGCAAUGGCAGUCAAGCAGGACCAUGGCAGGAGGCUCCACCAGGAUCCAUGAGAACCUGCGAGACGAGAAAGCACAAGAACUCCGGGGAAGAAGUGAAGAGUUUGGGCGGGGCUCCGGGGCCGACUGCAGACGCCACGUUCAGAAACUGAACGCCAUGAGAGGAGUGGUGAUGGAGGAGCAGGAGCACAACACCUGGUCACUAUGGAAGCAGACGGAGGCAGACGGAGAGGAUGAACCUGAGGUAGAGAGAGACCCACAAGUACACACACAGAUGACUCACACUCAGGUGAGCUGCUGGAGCAAAUACCUGGACACACCUGAGGAGGUGGACCCAGAGGAGGAGGAGAAUGUUUUGAUGGAGAGGCAGAAGCUCCAUGGCAACAACAUGAUUGACAGGAAGAGGAGAAAAAGAAGAACAGACAGCUGGAUACCUGAAAUGCCCAACUGGUCCAGUCUGAACCACAUCAAUCCUCCCAGUAAGAGGGACUCCAGUCCUCCCAGUCUGAACCACCUCAAUCCUCCCAGUAAGAGGGACUCCAGUCCUCCCAGUCUGAACCACAUCAAUCCUCCCAGUAAGAGGGACUCCAGUCCUCCCAGUCUGAACCACAUCAAUCCUCCAAGGAAGAGGGACUCGAGUCCUCCCUGUCUGAACCACAUCAAUCCUCCCAGUAAGAGGGACUCCAGUCCUCCCAGUAAGAGGGACUACAGUCCUCCCAGUCAGAGGGACUCCAGUCCUCCCAGUCAGAGGGGCGUGGGUACUGAUGCAGUCAGCAGGUGGGCUCAGUUCCUGAGUUCUGACUGUCAAGUGAGUGAGGAGGAGGAGGAGCCAGCAGCCAGUGGGCGGAGUCAGUCAGUGGGCCGGGCUGCAUCUCUUUCCUGUAAUGUCAUCAUCACCCCACCCUCCUCCAGGCCCCGCCCCCUGCUUCCUGUUUCCUCCAUGUUUCAGAGCGGAGACGAGUUCAACUUCGACGACGACUUCCUGAAUGACUGAUUAUCAACCAGUCGACCGAUAUUAAUCCUUUCGCUGUCUGUGGAUCAGCUGAUUUAUAGAUUGAUCCAUUCAAGUAUUGAUUUUUUGUUCACGCUGUACAUAUUCAUACUACAGUUUGGUGUGUUAGGACUGUAUUGAUAAGUAUUGAUCAGAAUAAAGUGACAGGUUCAGUU
Molecule: messenger RNA, 1334 nt
Organism: Dicentrarchus labrax (European seabass)
Lineage: Eukaryota; Metazoa; Chordata; Actinopteri; Moronidae
Gene: mrnip
Product: MRN complex interacting protein
Exons: 7
Coding region: 193-1161 (322 amino acids)
Biological process (GO): mitotic G2 DNA damage checkpoint signaling
Cellular component (GO): nucleus
Molecular function (GO): chromatin binding
Source: RefSeq, a predicted model, not a curated record